Molecule: messenger RNA, 746 nt
Organism: Panicum virgatum (switchgrass)
Lineage: Eukaryota; Viridiplantae; Streptophyta; Magnoliopsida; Poales; Poaceae
Exons: 1
Coding region: 93-443 (116 amino acids)
Source: RefSeq, a predicted model, not a curated record
CACCAGCCCAUACAGGACUGCCCAUACGAGUCACAGACUAUCCCAGCUGCUUCCUUCUCAAACAAAGCUAGCUGACCUUCAGUUUCAGCACCAUGGCGCUGGCGAACCUCGCUGCCGUGCUCGUCCUCGCCGUCGUGGUCUGCGCCUUCGCCGCCGCGCCAACUGCCGCGAAUUACUCAGGCGGCGCGCCCGCACAGGAGAGCUGCCCGACGCAAAUCCAGUACUUCACCAACUGCCUGGCCCAUGACGAGAUCCGCGAGCAGUGCUGUACCGUGGUCGACGACCACAAGUGCCUCUGCCUGCUUAAGCGGGAGGUGGAGGUGCCCUGCAGCCUGCACCGCCACCACCAACGCAAAUGCGGCCCGAUCGCAGGGCCUGCCCCUGCCAAGGUGAAGCUGGCCGAGCUGCAGCACCUCCCGUGCUUCAAGGACCUCAAGUGCUAAAGAAGUAAAGAGCCUAGCCAGCCGGUUCAUUUUGCGUUUCGCGCACGUAUGCUCGGUGUCUCGUUGUUCGCUUGUUGCUUCUGUUUUUUUCCAUUCCUUUUGAUUGAUGCACUAGUGUACCGACUGGGCUUUGUUGUGUCCAUGAGCUUUCUUUUUCGUUUGUCACCCUCCACUCUUAUAUAUAUGAACGUAAUGUGGUUCUGGAAAAACAGUAGUAGUGACUUACCUAUCUAUGCUUUUCGGCCUAUACUUUUUAGGUAUGGAGUGCAUAGUUGUCAAAAGAUCUACUCUAUCGGGCGAUUU